Molecule: messenger RNA, 3686 nt
Organism: Glossina fuscipes
Lineage: Eukaryota; Metazoa; Arthropoda; Insecta; Diptera; Glossinidae
Gene: dpr5
Product: protein amalgam
Exons: 5
Coding region: 272-1135 (287 amino acids)
Biological process (GO): synapse organization
Cellular component (GO): neuron projection membrane
Source: RefSeq, a predicted model, not a curated record
UAUGUCAGCAAUUACAGUAUCGUCACAUGUAUAGUGAAAAAUUGUAGGUUUCGUGGACCUGAAUGGACUUUAUUUUUAUUUUAACAUAUUUUAAGGUGAAAUGACCCCACGCUUGCGUCUAAUCUCUACAAAGAUUUAAUCGUUUAUAAUAAAUAAUUGAUAUUUUCUUUUACACUGUGAUCGGUAACCGCUAAGCAAACAAGAAAUAAAUGUUUAUUCAAACAAGUUAAACACAACGGUAUCGCCUCAACGUGUGACAACUUCAAAUGAAAUGUUGCUGGAAUACGUAAUAAUGAUGUUCAUUUUUGGAUUAAACACACAUAUGGAAAGAACGCCCAACAAGGCUCAUGCAUUUGAGAGCUCACGUAAUGACACACUUCAUAACAUCGAUAGCAAUAGCAUACCGACGGAUUACGAUAGUCCACCCCCAGAAUUCGAAAACACAACGGAACGUGAUGUGAUAGCUGCAAUUGGUACAACAGCCCGCCUACAUUGCCGUGUACGUUAUUUAGGCGAUCGAGCAGUAUCGUGGAUACGGAAACGAGACCUACAUAUCCUAACUAUUGGUAUAAUGACUUACACUAAUGAUCAGCGUUUCCUGGCACGUCAUCUAGAUAACUCAGACGAGUGGAUACUGAAAAUUGUCUCUGUGCAAACCAGAGACGCUGGAAUCUACGAAUGUCAGGUGUCGACAGAACCAAAAAUUAGCCAAGCCUAUAAGCUAACCGUAGUUACGUCGAGAGCACAAAUUUUGGCCAAUCGUGAGCUCUUCAUACAAAGUGGCAGUGACAUUAAUUUGACAUGCAUUGCGCCGCAAGCACCCGGACCAUACACCCAUAUGCUUUGGUACAAAGAUAGUGAGUUAAUCAGCGACUCAACACGCGGUGGUAUUCGUGUGCUAUCCGAGCAACAAAUGAAGACAAGCAAUUUAGUCAUUUCGCGCGUAAUACACGCAGACUCUGGAAACUACACAUGUGCGGCUGACAAUUCCAAUAGCGACAGUGUUUUUGUACAUAUCAUCAAUAGCGAGAAACACGCCGCCAUGCAACAUGAAUUAGCGUCACGUAUACUUGUACCACGUAUCCUACUCACUGUGUUAACACUGUUUUAUUUUCUGGAACGAGUCAUUAAAUGAAAUUCGGUCUGUGGUUCAAUAAUAGAAUGAAGCUCGCAUCACUAGUGGUUGUUAAUUAUUUGCAAAUCCUUACGCAACCCAUAUUCACUCUCACUCGCAUGCACACAACAUUGUCAAUGCCAUCAAUGUUGUCUCAUCAGGGCUGAAAAAAAUUACAGCCAUGAUUUAUACAAAGUCAAAAUGAAAGCGAAAUUUACACGUUUGCUCUUUUGUGGUCGAUCGAUUGGUGCUCAGCGGUAAACUUUAAGUCUAUUUCUUUAUUUUUCACAUCUGUCAUGCGUGACUGCACACAUGUAUGGCAUAUAUACAGUCCCUCAAACCAAAACAUUAUUCGUUGUUGCUGCGUAGCCUGACAGUAACAUUAGCAACAACAAUAGCAAUAAUAACAAUCAUGUAACAACAAUAACAACAAAAGCAACAGUAACACAAUGAAAUUUAUUACAGUUAGAAAUGCAAUCGUUAUCUCAUCGUUUCAUUAACUUUGGUAGAGCGCGUAUGUAAUUCGCCAUUAUUGUAGUUGAAUUAUUGUAAGCGUAGGCAUGUAAACCGGAAAACAUUCAUACAUGCAUACUGAUACAUAUAUACAUUUGUAAAUACAAAUGCACGCUAUGCGCUUUUUUUAUAUUAAUGUACAAGAAAACGAAUAGACUUCGGUUUUAAUGAAAUGUAAAGCAAAACCCAACAAAACAAAAAAAAAAAAAAAAAAAACACAAAAGGAAGGAGAACGUUUUAAAACGUAAUUAAAAAAAGGAUAGUAACAGAAAAGUGCGUAGUUUUAUGUGCGUUUGUGCGUGUGCGAGUGUGUGUGUAUGUAAAUAUCUACGUAGUAAUAUUUUUUGUAAUCACUAUAAAGAAUUCAUUUAAUCAUUGAAAUGAUUGCAAUGUGACAUGAACAGCAGAGUCGGGCCUUAUUCCCAUAACCGCGCCCACCUAUUGAUGUAACGAUUAGAUCUUGUAUUUUUUUCCUGAAAUAUCAGAUUUAUGUUUAAAUUAUUCUUUGUACUCUUGUUACAGUUAAAGUGACUUUUAUGUUCACAUAUCUUCUUUCAAUACUCUUCCCAUAACGCAAAGAAGGGCAAUCUCUCAACAUGAAAAUUUGCCUUACACGGCCUACUAAUAAUAAUAGAGUGUGGGUAAUAGCGUACUUCGUCGUCACUAUAAAAUUUCCACGAUUUUCUGCUUAAAAAUUUGGAGGAUUAGUUUUAACAAAUCGCUUGUGAGAUUCUUUACGUUUUAGUCGCUGAAUGUCGCAAAUUGUACUAAUACAAUGCCUUGUGAUGUACUAAGCGCCUUUACUUACGUCAAAUACAGGGGAAUUUUGCUUAAGCCCCAAUUUUGACCUUACUGUAAAUUGUAAAUUCUAUUUCGAGUUUUUUGCAAAUUUUAGUAGUAAGCGAAUUACGCUUUCUUCACAAAGCGGUUAUACACAAAUUUAUGAACUGUGAACUAUGAGUUUUUGUAUUCAGUCAGCUUUCUCCAAACGGAUUAGCAUCGUUUGAUGACGAGAUUCUUCAUUAACCUUGUCACGAUCUUGCUUGCCAACUUCGCUAAAUUAGUGUUAUCGUUCGACCGAAAGACUCGGCGCUUUUUGAACACUCAUAUAUACAUAUAUGAUAAAAUUUAUGCAAAUUUUCGCAAAUAAUUUGAACAAAAUUUACAAGAGAUCUAAAUCUAUAAAUGAUAUAUAUCAUACAUUGACUCAUUAUCUACUGCAAAAUUGCAUGCGACAUAUUAGAAGAAUAUUUAUUAAAUUGAGGCACAUGCGGCGUGUGGAGACAUUUGUAUGGGAUGUAUAUUAUAAAUUUGCAUACUGCACCACAUAUCAUAAAUUAUACAGUAAAUGAAUUGCAAAUUGAUAGCGGACAUUUAUGUAUGGUAUGUGGUAAAUUUAUUAAGCUAUAUAUCUCUAAUUUUCAUUCGAUGUAUAUCGUAAGUUCGCAUAUUAUAUCGUAAAAAAGGAAAUUCCUAUUAGUGUGCGCUAUUUCGCAUAUAUCUUAAAUAUACACAUUAUCCCACCUUAUUAUUAUCAUGAAUUUUACGAAAGGAACUGCUAUCGGGAGAUAUAUGAGAAUUGGCUGAAGAAAACGCUUUCCAUCUAAAAACGGAAGAUUUGCAAAAAGAAACUCCGAUUGAUCCAAUGCACGUUUCAUUUAAAUUGGCCUCGAUUUCAAAAAUAUCAUUUCGUUAAUGUAAUGCAGGAUAAUGUAUUUGAGAAAUGACUAGACUUUUAAAGUCACUCUAUCACAACGUAUAACAACUUUAACUUUUACUUUAUUGUCGAUCAAACCUUUAACAACUUUGGGAAAAUAUUGCCCUUAGACUUGGUUUCGAAUUAUUUUUUGCCUUCGACACCAUCUAGCGCGUUUUAUAACUCAAACGACGCAAAUUGUUAUCGAAAAAUCUGCAAAGGACCAUAAGUUAAGCAAUAAAUGUCCCAUGAGCGGCAGGAGAUUUUUGCGUUCAAAUCGAACAUGUAACAUUUCCUAAUUCAAACUAAUCUGUAAGAAUAUGGUAGCUCGACUCAAAACACUACAUAGCCAUUAAUGCGUGC